Molecule: messenger RNA, 1858 nt
Organism: Capsicum annuum
Lineage: Eukaryota; Viridiplantae; Streptophyta; Magnoliopsida; Solanales; Solanaceae
Source: RefSeq, a predicted model, not a curated record
UCAUCACAAAGAAGAAAAAGCAAAAAUGAAUAGAAACACUCUCCUCUUCUCUCUCUCUUUCUGGUGUUAAUUGGAUCCCAAUGUUUGUUAUUCAUAACUUCCAUCACAUCCCCACACCAUUUUUCUUGAGCUAAAAUUUACUUGCCCCAACCCCCACCCCCACACCAACCAAAAAUACUACUACCACUCAUUAUAAUCUAGAACCUAUAAUGCAAGUGGCUAACAAGAAAAGUGGCAAAAAUUCAAGAAAUGGUAGUGUUGUUGUGGCAGGUUCUGUAUGGGAGAAUAGAAUGAGAUUUGAUGAAUUCAAAGGUGGAAUCAAUGUAUAUAGUGAAAAAGAAAAAAACCCACAAGUUGAAAAUGAUGAGAAAAUUAGUGUUAUUGCUAAUAAUCAUCAUGUUCAAGUAGACAAAAAGUUGGACAUGGGGUCCAAAAGUAGUAAUCUUGAUGUUGUUGAUGUUGUUGUUGGUAGUGGUUUUUUUAUGAGUGGGAACAGAAAAACUUGGAAAUGUGAGAGUAAUUUUGAAGGGAAUUCAGUUGAACUUUCUAGGAAAAGAUCUGAAGAACAAUUGUGUAAAGAAUUGAGUACUGUUGGUGCAAUGAAGAAAAGUUCAAGUCAUAGCAAGAAAAAUGAUGUGUCUCCUAAUGGGAGUUUUAGGAGUUGCAAGAAAAAUGUUGCUGUUGAUGAGUCAAAAAGGAAGAAUCUUGAAAGGGUGUUUAGUGAAUCAAGUGAUAGAAAUGAGAGGAAAGUGAAAUCAGGUAAGGCAGAAAAUGAGAAUGUUGUUGAUGAGUCAAAAGAGAAGAGUUUUGAAGGGGUGUUUGGUGGAUCAAAUGAUGGAAUUCAGCUGAGGAAAGGGAAAUCAGGCGCGAAUAAGAAAGUGAAAUCAGGUGCGAAUAAGGUAGAAAAUGAGAAUGUUGCUGUUUAUGAUGAGUCAAAAGAGGAGAAUCUUGAAAGGGUGUUUGAUGAAUCAAGUGAUGGAGAUGAGGGGAAUCGAAUUAAGGUGAGGAAAGUGAAAUCAGGCGCGAAUAAGGUAGAAAAUGAGAAUGUUGUUGAUGAUGUUGUUGAGGAGUCAGAAGAGAAGAAUCUCGAAAGGGUGUUUGGUGAAUCAAGUGAUGGAAAUGAGGGGAAUCGAAUUCAGCUGAAAUCAGAGAAAUGUGAAGAAGUUGAUGAGAAUUUCAAGAAGUCUGAUGAUGUAAUCGAGGAAAAUGAGGUUGUUGUUGAUGAUGUUCUUGACGACUCGAAGAAGAAUCUUGAAAGGGUGUUUGGUGAAUUAAGUGAUGGGAAUGAAGGGAAUCGAGUUCAGCUGAGGAAAGUAAAAUCAGGCGCGAAUAAGGUAGAAAAUGAGGAUGUUGUUGAUGUUCUUGAUGAGUCGAAGAAGAAUCUUGAAGGGGUGUUCAGUGAGUCAAGUGAUGGAAAUGAGGGGAAUCAAAUUCAGCUGAGGAAAGUAAAACCCGAGGCGAGUAAGGCAGAGAAUGAGAAUGGAACCGAUGGAAAUGAAGGGGAUCGAACUCAGCUGAGGAAAGUGAAAUCAGAAGCGAAUAAGGCAGCAAAUGAAGGGAACCGAAUUCAGCUGAGGAAAGUGAAAUCAGAGGCAAAUAAAGCAGAAAAUGAGGAUGGAAGUGAUGGAAAUGAGAGAAAUCGAAUUCAGCUGAAAAAAGUGAAAUCAGGCGAGAAUCAGGCCGAAAAUGAGGAUGAAAGUGAUGGAAAUGACGGGAAUGGCAUUCACCUGCGGAAAGUGAAAUCAGGCGCGAAUAAGUUAGAAAAGGAGGACGGAACCGAUGGAAAUGAGGGGGAUCGAGUUCACCUGAGGAAAGUGAAAUCAGGCGCGAAUAAGGCAGAAAACGAGGAUGAUGGAAA